AUGAACAUUUCUCAAAACUUCCUCAGCCCAGGAGCCUCCGAAGCCCCUACCAAGCCAGCUCUCCUCCUGCAGCCACUCCCUUCACAGGAGGAUGAAGGUCUCCACAGCAGCCGUCUCCCUCCUCCUCCUCGUCGUCAUCACCGUCGCCCUGGGGUCCAAGACUGAAUCUUAUUCAGGAGGACCUUACCACCCCACCGAGUGCUGCUUCAAAUAUGUGAUCCGGCCAGUCAGGCGACAGUGGAUUUCAGGCUAUUAUGAGACCAGCAGCCAGUGCUCCAAGCCUGGAAUUGUCUUCAUCACCAGAAAGGGCCAUCACAUCUGUGCCAACCCCAGCGAUGAUUGGGUCCAGGACUAUAUCAAGGCGCUGGAGGAGAUCGGAGUGACCCGGAAGUAGUGGAGAAGGACACAGCUCAGAAUUUAAAGAGACGAGGCUGAACCCCACUCCCAACUCAGCCCCAGACACCUCCUGGGAGCUGCCCUGCCUUGAAUUAAAGAGCAUCGUGCCCUU
Balaenoptera acutorostrata (minke whale) is the source of this 508-nucleotide messenger RNA. It is a transcript of the gene CCL14, whose product is annotated as C-C motif chemokine ligand 14. The transcript is spliced from 3 exons. The record is from RefSeq and is a predicted model, not a curated record. Gene Ontology annotation, molecular function: CCR chemokine receptor binding; chemokine activity. Lineage: Eukaryota; Metazoa; Chordata; Mammalia; Artiodactyla; Balaenopteridae. Gene Ontology annotation, cellular component: extracellular region. Gene Ontology annotation, biological process: lymphocyte chemotaxis; monocyte chemotaxis; cellular response to interleukin-1. The coding region runs from base 92 to 394 and encodes 100 amino acids.